Molecule: messenger RNA, 1211 nt
Organism: Condylostylus longicornis
Lineage: Eukaryota; Metazoa; Arthropoda; Insecta; Diptera; Dolichopodidae
Gene: Nipsnap
Product: protein NipSnap
Exons: 2
Coding region: 94-912 (272 amino acids)
Cellular component (GO): mitochondrion
Source: RefSeq, a predicted model, not a curated record
GCAAGUUUUUGAGUUUGUGUUGAAAGGAAAAGAUAAUUUUCUUUUGAAACAAUUAUUUACAUAUAAACAUACAUAUUUAAAUAAAAAUUAAGAAUGUUCGCCAAAAAUCAUUCGUUAAAAAACAUUUGUAUCAAUGCGCUACAAUAUUCAAAACGGGAUAUUUGCAUAACAUCAAAAUUAUCAGAAUCAGAAUCAUGGUUAAGUAAAUUCCGAAAAAUUGAACCAACAAGCGAAUCGCAUAGUCGGAUGCUUAGUGAUAAAGAAACGAUUUAUUCGCUGUACACUCACAAUGUUAAAGCUAAUUCGAUGUCAAAAUAUUUAACGAACUACAAAACUAUUGUGGAUUUAAUUACCUCAAACGAAAACUUACAAAGUAACCUCAUAGGAUCUUGGACUGUGCAAGUUGGUGACAUGGAUCAGUGUCUUCAUUUGUGGAAGCAUACAGGAGGCUUUGAAAAAAUUGACCAGUUAACCAAUUUUCAGAGUGAAAGUAAAGAUUAUGAACGUUUAAUGACGGAAGUUGGAAACAAUUUAAGAUCUCGACAUUUGCAAUACUUAUUAGCUUUCAGUUAUUGGCCACAAAUUGAUUUUAGAAAUGGAAAUAAUAUUUAUGAAAUUCGUUCCUAUCGUCUUAAACCAGGCACAAUGAUUGAAUGGGGUAAUAACUGGGCAAGAGCAAUUAAUUUUAGAAAAAACAAUGAAGAAGCUUUUGCCGGAUUCUUUUCACAAAUUGGCAGACUGUACAACGUUCACCAUAUUUGGUGUUACAAAAAUUUACAGUCCCGUAAAGAAACACGUGAAUCUGCAUGGAGAUCACCCGGUUGGGAUCAAUGUGUUGCAUAUACUGUACCAUUGAUUAGAGAAAUGCAUUGUCGUAUAUUGAAGCCUACUGAAUUUUCGCCAACUCAAUAAUUACAGAAAGAAUUUUAUAUACAUACUUAUAAUUGAAAAGCUUCUCGAUAUAUAAAUAUUAUAUUAUUAUAUAUACAAAAAUGAAGUGCAUUAUUUGAAAGUGAAAAUAUAUUUAAAAUUUUCUACAUGUCAAAUUGGAAUUUAUUUAAUAUAUAAGUGUAAUGUAUUUUGAAUUUAUCGUUUGUAUAUUAUUCUAUAUCGUUAUUAUUCUUCUUUUUUACUUAACGUAGAAAUCUAAAUUACAAUUAUAAAAAAAUAUAAUACCAAUGUAUAUUGUUUGCCAUUUAUCCUGUAUAAAU